AUGGGAGGGACUCAGGUCGAUGAAGUUGCCUUUGAUCAAAUGACGCAAGAAUAUGGAACGAUUGAAACUUGGUGCACUUCUCAAUUGACCAAUUUCUCGUCCGUCUUUUCCGUGGCAGCUCAUCCCGCCGAGCUUACACCCGCCAUCAAGGCAUUCAGUCAAAAUUUGGGUGGAUGGGAUACUUCAGCAGCCACCGACAUGUCAUUUAUGUUUUUUGGUGCCGAAGCCUUCAAUACCAACAUUGUUUUGUGGCAAACGUCUCAAGUCACCAACUUUGAAUCCAUGUUUGCCGAAGCCAAGGCCUUUAAUCAGCCCGUUGGGACUUGGAACAUGGAGGCCGCGCAAAAUGUAAAGGAAAUGUUUCGAGGGGCCGAGGCCUUUAAUCAAAAUUUGAAUGGAUGGAAUACUCCCAUGUUGUUGGAGUUGGCGGGCAUCUUUAACGAUGCCAAGGCAUUCAAUGGAGACAUUUCGUCGUGGGAUGUCAGUCAGGUCAAAGACUUUUCGACCGUCUUUCAAGGGGCUACCAAUUUCAAUUCCAACAUUGCCAAUUGGCAAACGAGCAAUGCCCUCAAUUUUGCACGAUUGUUCAUGCAAGCGUCGACCUUUAAUCAAGAUAUUUCCAGUUGGCAGACUGGACAAGUCACCGACUUUUUGCAUAUUUUUGAUGACGCCACUAGCUUCAAUCAACCCAUUGGCAAUUGGGAUACCGGAUCGGUCACCAACAUGGCCAAUGCCUUUCGGGGUGCUUCGUCCUUCAAUCAAGAUGUCAGUGGCUGGGACAUGUCACAAGUGAGCAAACAUGACAAAAUGUUCAUGGACGCCAUCUCCUUCAAUCAAGAUUUGUGUGCCUGGGCAGAUGUCUUUCAAUAUUCCGAAGUGGGAAACUUGUUUACCAACACGGCCUGUGUUUUUACGGAGGAUCCAGAGGCUGACGUGAUGGGACCAUUUUGCAAGGAAGGUUGUUCCAAUAUGGUUGGACCGGGGCCGGAUUUUGCCGAUCCUCCAAUCACUUCUCCACCAGUCGGUGUUCCAGUCGAUGGGGAACCCGGCAUUGGUGGCGGCGUUGGCGGGGCUCCAACCAGAUUUCCCACACCGCCACCCACUCCGGCAGGAGGAUCAGCAGUUGGCGGUCCUUCGAGAUUCCCAACCCUACCACCCAAUUCCUUAUUUGCUCCCACACCGCAAUAUGCUACCAUCAAGAAGCGAGAACCCAUGGACGAUCAAACCAAGGCUUUGAUCUUUGGGAUUGGCGGGGCUGUUAUUCUGGCAAUUGUGGCUUUGAGUACGGCCUGUUGUGGGGAACCGGCGGGAUCCAAACAGUAUGAAAUGGAAAUGGGAGACAUGGCUCCGGCGGAUCCCAAUGCCUUACCAGCAGAUCAAGAGUAUUAUGGCGAGGAAGAAGAUGGUGGUCAUUCUGGAGAUUAUGGUGGUGAUGAUGAUGGUGAUGAUGAUUAUUCACAAGAAUCGGAUGGGAGUCCAGAAUUGGUAUAA
This is a messenger RNA of Cylindrotheca closterium, 1491 nucleotides long. The record is from the annotation of a GenBank genome assembly. NCBI's taxonomy places the organism in Eukaryota, Bacillariophyta, Bacillariophyceae, Bacillariales, Bacillariaceae.